This is a messenger RNA of Acaulospora morrowiae, 1014 nucleotides long. The record is from the annotation of a GenBank genome assembly. Lineage: Eukaryota; Fungi; Glomeromycota; Glomeromycetes; Diversisporales; Acaulosporaceae.
AUGAGUCAAUCACCACUUACUCAAGUCAGUCCAGAUAGUGAACAUAGUACCAUAAUAUCACAGGAUAAAUUUUUUAAUAAUAAUACUAAGACCGAAGACACAGCAACCCAAACUCCUUCGAAAAAUGCUUCCAUCUCAACUAGCAAUACAUCCACUACCCUUGCAAAUGCAGGUCAACCCGCACCAACAAGUCCUAAAUCUCCAGCAAACACGGGUGCGACCCAACGUCCACUACCACGUUCAUUUUUCUCUUUACUUUUUUGUUGCACAUGGGGACCUGGUGCUAUAGUCAACGAUGGUGACAAAGUGGAACCCACCACCGUAUCCCCUGCUACCGUCACACCGUCCACGACUGCACCCAAAAUCACUCCCAAAAAAUCGACAGAAGAAAAAUCUUCAGAUGAGCCGGUAGUAUCUGAAAACCCAGUGGAAGAACCAAUUGAGGAGGUUGAGCGUAAAAGCCUGCUUGCACCAAUAGCUCCUGAACAUUUAGGAAAAAAAUGUUUGGUGCUAGAUUUGGAUGAAACCCUAGUGCAUAGCUCAUUUAAGUUUAUCCAACAAGCCGACUUUGUUGUACCGGUUGAAAUUGAAAAUCAAAUACAUAAUGUUUAUGUGAUAAAACGACCAGGUGUCGAUCAAUUUUUGAGAAAGAUGGGCGAAAUAUAUGAGGUUGUUGUGUUUACGGCCAGCUUGUCCAAGUACGCUGAUCCUGUCCUUGAUAUGCUGGAUCAAACUAAAGUGGUGAAGCAUCGGCUAUUCAGAGAAUCUUGUUAUAAUCACAAAGGGAAUUAUGUGAAGGACUUGUCACAACUCGGUAGGGAGCUUCGGGAAACCAUCAUUAUUGACAAUUCACCGGCUAGUUAUAUUUUUCACCCCACUAAUGCAGUUCCGAUAUCUUCAUGGUUUAAUGACCCUCAUGAUACCGAAUUGUUGGAUCUGAUACCAUUUAUGGAGGAUUUGACAACGGUAGAUGAUGUGAUGAUGGUUUUGGAUUCUUCUAAUGAAGCUCACUAG